This is a messenger RNA of Leishmania mexicana MHOM/GT/2001/U1103, 753 nucleotides long. RefSeq lists its product as hypothetical. The transcript has a single exon. The record is from RefSeq and is a predicted model, not a curated record. Bases 1 to 753 code for a protein of 250 amino acids. NCBI's taxonomy places the organism in Eukaryota, Euglenozoa, Kinetoplastea, Trypanosomatida, Trypanosomatidae.
AUGCGUCGGCGUUGCCUGCUGGUGGACACUAUCCGGUUGCCGGACUUUGCCGACAUGGAAGCGGUCCUGCUGCGGUGUCCAAAGUUUUAUGCAAAGGAGAACCUGGUGACUGUCUUUCCAGAGGCAGAGCGGCGCGUGCGGUUCAUUCAAGCAGCGCAGGGAGACGGGGACUCAUCGGAGGCAAAUUACUAUCUCCUCUACACCUUUCAGUCGUCCGACUUUGUGCCUGGUGAGGAACCCGCUGGCUUGCACAGUGGCAAGUCGCAGAACCUGACAAGCGAGGAUGAUGGCGCGGCAACUGUACAGACGUCGGCAGCGCCGUCGCCGGUGUGCUUGCCGUUGAAGAAGGAGGACGGCCUCUCGGAGCUCAUCCACUACUCCCCUGCCUCAGUGGAGUGGAAGGAUCGCAGCCGCGAGCGCUUUUUCCGAUUCAUGGCCGCCGCGCUGGCGCGUUUGGAGAGGCACCUUGGCAGCGCCAACAAAUCGUCUUCACGUUUUUUCAUGGACUGGCCCGACCCGGCGACGGGGCUGCCUCUCUGCACAGAGCGCGGCGCCACGAUCUUCUGCGACGCCGACGCGAUUCUGCAGUUCUUCUCCUUCAAUAGCGUUCUCAUUGCUGGUCCUGGUGGGGGUUGCCGCAUGAUUGAGCAUCCGCGAUUUGGCCUCAACGUGUACCCGGCAGCCGGCGUUCUCGUCUUGCCACGAGACGCUGAAGAGACGCUGUGCGAGACGAUCCAAAGCUUUGCGGCGUGA